AUGGAAGCACUUGCAGCGGCAGGUGACUCGAUAGCAAACGCCAGCAAUGCACCAGACCUGAGCAUGCUGAUGGGCGGUACGGGCGAGUCGGCCGGCUCUGCGGCGGUGGCAGCCUCGUUAGCAGGCUACACGUCUGCCUUUGCCUCGCUCGAUCAGGCGUGGAAGAACGACCCGCGGGCGCUGUGGUCCAGCUUUGCCAUGAUCAUCGUCUCCGAAAUCGGCGACAAGACCUUCCUCAUAGCAGCCAUCCUCUCGAUGCGUCAGUCCAAACUCAUCGUCUUCAGCGGUGCAUUCGCCUCUUUGGCAGUCAUGUCGAUCCUCUCGGCGUUCUUGGGCGUCAUGUUCCCCACGCUCCUGCCCAAAUCGCUCACCAACCUCAUGGCUGCCGCGCUGUUCCUCGUGUUCGGGCUCAAGAUGGUCAAAGACGGACUGGCGAUGUCGGGGGACGAGAUCAAGGAGGAGUGGGAGGAGGCGGAGCGGGAGAUUGACGAGGAAGAAGGCGACACGCAUGAGAUGGACAGCCUUGAACAGGGUCACCACGCACCGUCGCAUAGUGUCGGCAAGAAGGAAGGUGGAAUGACACACACCCUACGAGAAGGAACGAGGAACCUCUGCGGACUCUGCUUCAGCCCUGUCUUUGCCCAGGCGUUCAUUCUCACGUUCCUGGGUGAGUGGGGUGAUCGAAGUCAGAUCGCAACCAUCGCGCUUGCCGCUGCGCACAACGUGACGCUGGUUUGCGUGGGGACGAUCGUCGGGCACGCGUGCUGCACGAGCAUGGCGGUGAUCUGCGGAAGUUGGUUGGCAAAGAAGAUCAGUGUCAAGCAUGUGACGCUGGGCGGGGCGUUCCUGUUCUUGGUCUUUGCGGUAGUGUAUGCCUGGGAGGCGUAUGAAGAGCCGGGUGGGAUCAGUAUGGAAGGCGUCGUGCAGGCUGCCAAGGAGGCGGCGGGCGGCACAGGUGCCAGAUGA
Kalmanozyma brasiliensis GHG001 is the source of this 966-nucleotide messenger RNA. RefSeq lists its product as uncharacterized. Gene Ontology annotation, cellular component: fungal-type vacuole membrane; Golgi apparatus. Gene Ontology annotation, biological process: calcium ion transmembrane transport; manganese ion transmembrane transport; Golgi calcium ion homeostasis. The transcript has 2 exons. Bases 1 to 966 code for a protein of 321 amino acids. Lineage: Eukaryota; Fungi; Basidiomycota; Ustilaginomycetes; Ustilaginales. Gene Ontology annotation, molecular function: manganese ion transmembrane transporter activity; calcium ion transmembrane transporter activity. The record is from RefSeq and is a predicted model, not a curated record.